Molecule: messenger RNA, 747 nt
Organism: Penicillium nucicola
Lineage: Eukaryota; Fungi; Ascomycota; Eurotiomycetes; Eurotiales; Aspergillaceae
Gene: eb1
Product: microtubule-binding protein BIM1
Exons: 6
Coding region: 1-747 (248 amino acids)
Biological process (GO): regulation of microtubule polymerization or depolymerization; protein localization to microtubule plus-end; spindle assembly
Cellular component (GO): spindle midzone; cytoplasmic microtubule; microtubule organizing center
Molecular function (GO): microtubule plus-end binding
Source: RefSeq, a predicted model, not a curated record
AUGGGUGAAUCCAGACAAGAAUUGCUGGCAUGGCUCAACAGCCUGCUGCAGCUGAACCUUACCAAGAUUGAGCAGUGUGGAACUGGUGCUGCGUUAUGUCAAGUUUUUGACUCUAUCUUCAUGGAUGUUCCCAUGUCACGAGUCAAGUUCAACGUCAACACUGAAUACGCCUACCUCCAGAACUUCAAAGUCCUCCAGAAUGUCUUCGCCCGCCAUCAGGUCGACAAGCCCAUUCCCGUCCAGUCCCUCACAAAGUGCCGCAUGCAGGAUAACCUGGAGUUCCUCCAGUGGGUGAAGAAAUACUGGGACCAACACUACCCCGGUGGAGAAUAUGAUUCCGUAAGCCGACGCAAGGCUUCCGGCGCGCCUGCCCCCGUCAGUCGCCCAGCUCCUACCUCCCGUGCCCCGUCUUCACAAAGCGCUCGUAGCGGUGUGACCUCGACUGGCGCAACUCGUCCCCGCGUCGCCGGCGCUGCCACUGGAGCCGCAACCGCAGCCCUGCAGACAGAGAUUGCGACACAGAAGGAAGCCAUUGCCGGUCUGGAGAAGGAGCGCGACUUUUACUUUGCCAAGCUUCGCGAUAUUGAACUUCUGCUGCAAAGCGCCAUUGAGGAAGAUCCUGAAUUGGAGAAGGAGGAGGACACGCUUGUUAAGCACAUCCAGGGCAUUUUGUACUCAACCGAGGACGGAUUUGAGAUCCCCGCUGAAGGGGAGGAGGUUGUGGCUGAGGACCUCGAGACUUUUUAA